Molecule: messenger RNA, 4783 nt
Organism: Tigriopus californicus
Lineage: Eukaryota; Metazoa; Arthropoda; Copepoda; Harpacticoida; Harpacticidae
Gene: wts
Product: serine/threonine-protein kinase Warts-like
Exons: 8
Coding region: 666-4415 (1249 amino acids)
Biological process (GO): regulation of organ growth; positive regulation of apoptotic process; peptidyl-serine phosphorylation
Molecular function (GO): protein serine/threonine kinase activity; ATP binding
Source: RefSeq, a predicted model, not a curated record
CUUGAGCCAUUGGGCCUUGGUCCGUCGUUUCCUCGCUCAUCGCCUGGCUGACUGACUUCUUGGCCCUCAUCCCCAGCCCUACCCCCAGCCCCAGCCCCCAGCUCGUAGGCUCAGCUUCAGCUCUAUCGAGUCCGUGACACGCCUCAGCCCCAGGCCCGACCUUCUGGUGGAAGGCACUAGUGAGUGUUGUGUGAAGUGCCCUUGAUCCCCGCCAUGGUGCGCGAUGAUUGGUGGUGAUUCGUAAUCCCCUGGACGACAGCCUCAGCCCGUGAUCGCGACCAAUCUCACCCGUGUCAUUCGACGUGGUCCAGGCGGCGGGCGAGAGUGAACCAUUCCUCCGACCAAACCGGACCAAAUCGAAAUCGGAAUCGGGUUCUGACCGGCCUCCCGAACGGAAAACCCAACAAACGAAGUGUAUAUUGUGCCCCAGUGAUCUGAUUGUCUGACAACCCCCUCCGUGGAUCCAGAUCCAGCGCCCACGGGCUCAUUGCUCCAAAGCGCCGCCUAUUCAGAAAGUUAUUCACUAGCUCCGGUAUGCAACGGCCCUUUGCCAACCUUUCGGACGCCAUGAAGUUGUCGCUGUGGUGCUGCCCUUCUGAUUAUCAUUGUGUUUGUGGUGAUGGAGUCGGAACGCCAUCGCAAUGAGAGCCAUCCAUGGUUAAGCCAUGGGCCAACCCACCGCCAUGGCCUCCAAUGGAUUACCUCAAGGCUUGCUGAGCAACAACAAUCAGUUUGUGCCCUCAUCCAGUGCUUCCAAUGCGAACCAUAUCCCACCCAAUAGUGUUAAUAGUGCCAAUCCGGGGGGGCAUAAUGUGAGCGUGAUCAGUGCCAGUGGAAAUAACGGUGCCAAUCCUAGCAGUAAUAGUGCCUCAAAUGCCAGCACCAGUAGCAAUAAUGGCAGUGCCCCCAAGAAAGCCAGGUCUGGUUAUAAUGAAAAGGCCAUGGCCCAGAUCCGAAAUUCUCUCCGUCCUUUCCAACAACAGCAUCAACUCCUACAAGACGAGCAAGCGCUCAACUUGAAUCUCCAAUACCUGUUGUCCUCGGGUCUAGAUGAGGAACUGGCCCGACGUCUCAUCGCUCAGAGUGGGGGACAAUUAGAUGCGGCUACGGAGCUUUUGAUCCGACAACAUGCCUCCCUUCAAUUUCCCUCCCAUAACGGAGGCAAUGUAAAGGUCAAUCAUGACGGAGCCAGAUCGAGCGACCCGAAUGGUCCUCCUCCCGCCCUUCCGCCGCGAUCUCAUCAUCACCACCUUCACCAAUCACCAACAACACCACAGCAACAGCCUCCACAGCAAUUGCAACCACUACAACAACAACAACAGCACCACCAUCACUCCCAAGGUGAACCUCCACCGCCACCCCGAGUCCCAAUUCUCACGCCUCAGUCAGGUAAUGACAAUGGACCACCGCCACCCCCUCCACCAAGGAAGUCUCAAGUACCACCUCCAACGCCUCCGAGGGGGUCAACUCCUCCUCCAUCGUCCUCCAAAGCAAGUGUCACGAAUUCCAUGUUGCGGCGAAUGUCUCCAGUGCCUGGAAGAGGAGUGGCUGGAUCAGCUGGUCCCUCACCUGUGCCUUCUUCGAUGGCUCUGAAUCGCGGCACAUCACCCGUUGUGGUCAACUCGAAUUCACAUCACCAUCCCUUGCGGGUGCAAAACUCAAGAGAGAUCCAACAGCAACUUCAACAAACGUUGCAAAACAUUCAAUCCAUGAGCAUAUUUCCGAUGGAGGGUAGUUCGGGCGAGCCUCCCCCACCUUAUCCUAUGGGAACAGCCGCCCAGGGGCACACUGGGGCCAAUCCACCGCCGUCGUAUACUCAGUCAUUGGCCAUGCGGCAAUCUCCGACUUUGUCUUCCACGUCCUCGGAUUACCGCCUUCCCUCGUCCGAGUAUCGGCGUUCUCCCGGGCCCAAUCUGUUACCCACCUACCAUCCCUACCUUGCAACGGGUGGCACGGGGGUGUCCAUCGCCCCCACUAGUCCGGCACCAUCUCCAGCUUCCUCUAUGUUGUCCUCAUCGUCUAGGACAUCAUCCUCGAUGCAAGCCUGGUCGGCUCGACAAACCAAGACCCAUUCUCCCAUCAUUAUGCAGUCGGUCAAGAGCACUCAAGUUCAGAAGCCAGUCUUACAAACUGCCACCCCGCUUGCCCAACAAAUGGCCCAAAACGAAGCGAAUGCGUCCUCGGCCUUUGCUCCAUCUAGUCCAAUGCUGGUCCAAUCAUCAGGAUCGAAUUCAAAGGGUGGCCUGGCCCCUUCUAGUGCUUGUGUGGGCACUCCCUUUGAGGGAGGCAAUGGCUCGUCAACCUCGGUGUUGUCCUCAAGUGUUGGCAGUUCCAAUGGCAGUAAAGCCGUACCCCCACCGUCCUACGAGUUUUCGAUCCAACAGAAGCAUCAUGGACCCAAGGUGGCUCUCCCUCCUUCACCGACAUCAAGUCGAACAACCCCGACUGAUCUUUCUCAACCACAGUUACCACCACCACCGCCAUACCCGAGUACUGCGGUCUCGGCUCUCAACGCGCAAAAAAAUGAAGAAAGUGGUUUAGUGAGUGGCAAAUAUUUGCCCGUCAUUAGCACGGCUGCGAAAGUGAUGCUUAAUUCCUCGUCAGGAGGCCUCCCUCGAGGUGGUCGCAAUGAGCCUACUGGGAAGCCUCCCUUACAAAGGAAAUAUUCACCCUCGGAAUCAACCAUGAUUUCGACAUCUCGUUCAGAAUCUCCUAAUUCCGAUAGCGUGACCGUGUCUGCCGCCUCGCCAUUGUCUUUUAUGUCUUCCGAAGCCACCACCACAAGUGAUUCCGGACUCGGGUCAGAACCGAAAACAACACAUCACACCUCGCCCAAACCUGAGCGAAAGAAGCUGUCCCCGGAAAAAGAGGUGUCUCGACGCGAGUCUCUCGUUCGAAAUUGUCCACCUCAAGCCUACAAAUUCUUCAUGGAACAAAGGAUAGAAAAUGUCAUCAAGGAAUUCGAGCAGAGGCGGCAGCGCCAACGAAGACUCGAACACGAGCUAGUGCAUUUUAAUGUGAAAGAUCCCGUUAUGAGUGAACAGAUGCGACUCGUGCUUCAAAAGAAAGAAACCAACUACUUGCGCAUGAAACGAGCCAAACUGAAUCGCAAGCAUUUCAAGAAGAUCAAGAAAAUUGGCGUAGGUGCUUUUGGCGAAGUCUCCCUGGUCCGCGCCAUCAACUCGGUUGGAAGUAAAUCGGGUGGCUUAUACGCUAUGAAGACCUUGAAAAAAAGUCACGUAGUAGAGAAGAAUCAGGUGGCUCACGUUAUUGCUGAGAAGGACAUUCUAGCCGAGGCUGACAAUGAUUGGAUAGUCAAGUUGUACUAUUCGUUUCAAGAUCAAGAUAAUCUAUAUUUCGUCAUGGAAUAUAUCCCUGGUGGCGAUCUGAUGUCGUUGCUCAUCAAGUGGGGAACCUUCUCCGAGGAUCUAGCCAGGUUUUACAUAGCAGAACUAACUUGCGCCGUGGAAAGUGUGCAUUCCAUGGGAUUCAUCCAUCGAGAUAUCAAACCGGAUAAUAUCCUCAUCGACGCUGGAGGUCACAUCAAACUCACCGAUUUUGGUCUGUGCACCGGCUUUCGUUGGACUCAUAAUUCAAAGUAUUACGGCAAGAAUGGAAGUGUGAGCCAUUGUAGACAAGAUUCCAUGGAUCCAGGCACCCUCGACCUCGAGCUCGGCAAAUGCUCUUGCUCUGCCAUCUCAUCCAGUGGAAUGAAACCGCUAGAGCGUCGGAAACGACAGCAACUGCAGCGUUGCAUGGCUCAUUCGUUGGUAGGGACCCCCAAUUACAUCGCACCUGAAGUACUUCUUCGUCACGGCUACACUCAGUUGUGCGAUUGGUGGUCCGUUGGUGUUAUUCUAUACGAGAUGAUAAUUGGAUCGCCCCCUUUCCAUGCUGAUUCGCCCGCAGAAACACAAUACAAGGUCAUCAAAUGGGAACAGACUCUGAACAUCCCUCGAGUCCCUCGAAUCACUAAGGAGGCUGAAGAUCUCAUCAAAGGAUUGUGCGUGAAUGCCGAUCGCCGAUUGGGACGUGAGGGAGGGAGUGCCGAUAUCAAGCAUCAUCCAUUCUUUCAUGGGAUUGACUUCUCACGACCGCUCCGCAAUCAAAAGGCUCCCUAUAAACCGGACAUCCUUCACGAGCUCGACACUUCCAAUUUUGAUCCCAUUGAUGAAGAUGGUUCGUCUCGUUCAGAAGACGAAAGCAAUGACGGCGAUGACCCACACCGGAACGGCAAAUCCAAGAAAGACUACCAUGGCUUCUAUGAAUUCACAUUCCGUCGUUUCUUCGAUGACGGAGGCCAUCCUUUGCCACUAGAAGAGUCCGGUGGUAAUGGCAGCAGUAACAGCACUGCUACGGCCAGUUCUGGUGGCUCCACUUCCGGAAUCCUGCCUCCUGAUCCCAUUUAUGUUUGAAUCCGAAGGCCUGAUACGUCGUGUUUAGGUGCCGCAUUUGUGAUACUCCUAAUGUGAUACUCCUCCUCCUCCUCCUCCUGUUUUCCUCUCGACCCUUUUCCUUAGUUCCUCUCUCUAUCAUUAUCUUUUGCCGCCUGCCACAACAACAACUACAACAACUAUCAACACCGCUACCCACAUUUCAACAACUACUAUUAUUACUUUAAUACGUCUAGAAUUACUCCUACUAAUGUUAUUAGUAAUACAACCUACCCCCUCUCCCAACAAACAAUAUUGAAUUUGGUGUAAUCCAAAUGUCACUAAUACUCUUCGUUCAAAUGUUUCCGAACUAUGAAUAAAUCAUCGCUCCUCUGUGCCAAGCUCAAAAA